Molecule: messenger RNA, 4924 nt
Organism: Octopus sinensis (East Asian common octopus)
Lineage: Eukaryota; Metazoa; Mollusca; Cephalopoda; Octopoda; Octopodidae
Product: cullin-2
Exons: 21
Coding region: 187-2400 (737 amino acids)
Biological process (GO): SCF-dependent proteasomal ubiquitin-dependent protein catabolic process; protein ubiquitination
Cellular component (GO): SCF ubiquitin ligase complex; Cul2-RING ubiquitin ligase complex
Molecular function (GO): ubiquitin protein ligase binding
Source: RefSeq, a predicted model, not a curated record
CCCAAUCUUCCAUGGUGAUGAUAAUCGAGAUCUCACUACAUCUCGCCGACACAAACGUUAAGUAAUAUGGCGUUGAACGCCUGUAAGUGGUCGGGUUUACCGUCGUUACCUUAACUUUCGAGUUGUCGACAUCGCUUCUCUCACACCUUCGACCCUCAGUAGAGUCUCAGUUAUAAAUACAGCAGGAUGUCACUGAAGCCAAGGAAGGUUGACUUUAAUGCUACCUGGCAAAUCCUGUUGGAGACAGUACGUGGAGUGAUAACCUGUGGACAAGUUGCCAGGUCAAUAUGGAAUGAUCGGUUUUCUGAUGUCUAUGCUCUCUGUGUUGCUGUGCCUGAGUCUUACUCUGACCGUUUGUAUGAAGAAAUAAAAAAUUUUGCAGAAAAUCAUGUUGAAUGUCUUUAUAAGACUGUUCGAAAUGAUAGUAACAUAUUAUCAGCAUACCACAAACAUUGGCAAGAAUACAGUCAAGGAUCCAUAUAUUUGAACCAACUUUUUGGUUAUUUAAAUACAACUUACAUAAAGAAGCAAAAACUGUCUGAUGCUGAUCUGGCAUAUGGUUCUUUUAACUAUGAAGCCAGUGAUCAGAAACUUGAAAUUGGUGAGUUGUGUUUGGAUAUAUGGAAACGACACAUGAUUGAGCCAUUAAAAUUACAGUUAAUAUUGCUGAUAUUACAAGAAAUUCAAAAAGAUCGAAAUGGCGGGUAUGUUAACCAGGCUGUGCUACAUGGGGUCAUCAAUUCUUUUGUUAAUGUUGAAGAGUAUAAAAAGAAAGAACAGGUUCAGUUCUAUCGGAAGCUGUUUGAAACCCGUUUUCUUCAAGAAACUGGAGAAUAUUAUAAACAGGAAGCUGCUAAGUUAAAGGUUGAAUUCAAUUGUUCUGAAUAUAUGGAGAAGGUAAUUCAAAAGUUGGGGCAAGAGAAUCUUCGCAGUCGGAAAUUUCUUCAUCCUUCAUCUUAUGAGAAAGUUACACACGAGACUCAAGAAAGAAUGGUUGCUGAUCACAUUUAUUUCUUACAUGCAGCAUGUGAAGACAUGGUUCAAUCAGAACGACGAAAAGACUUGUCAAACAUGUAUGUAUUACUGAAACCUAUCCACAAUGGCUUGAAUUAUUUGAUUGAUCAAGUGGAAAGCUAUAUCAGAGAGACAGGAUUAAAUGCUGUGCAGGAUCUUAAAGGAGAUAAUGUUCCAUGCAUGUUUGUAGAAUCUAUGCUGGAAGUUCACAAAAAAUAUACAGAAUUGAUACAAAGUGUUUUCAAUAACGAUCAGAAAUUUAUCCAAGCACUGGAUAAGGCAUGUGCUGCUGCAAUAAACAAUAAAUUUAAAGGUGAAUGUAAGUCUCCAGAAUUGCUUGCCAAAUACAAUGACAACCUUUUGAAGAAAAGCUCGAAAGGAAUUUCUGAAAGUGAAUUAGAUGAGAAACUUGACAACUGUAUAACUGUUUUCAAAUAUUUAGAAGACAAAGAUAUAUAUCAAAGGUUUUAUUCCAGAAUGUUAGCCAAACGACUCAUUUACAAUGCAUCCACCUCUAUGGAUGCUGAAGAAUCUAUGAUUAAUAAAUUAAAGCAAGCCUGUGGUUAUGAGUUCACUAACAAACUACAUCAGAUGUUUACUGACAUGACAAUUAGUAAAGAUUUAGACAAAAAAUUUGAAGAUUACUAUAAGAACAAAGAUAUUGAUAUUGGAAUUGGAUUUUCAAUAUUGGUUCUUCAGGCUGGUGCAUGGCCCAUUCGGCAAAGUGGCUUCCCAACGUUUGCUAUUCCUCAAGAAUUAGAAAAAAGUGUUAGAAUGUUUGAAAUGUUUUACAAUAAAAACUUCAGUGGUCGGAAGUUAACAUGGAUGCAUUACUCUUGCCUAGCUGAUGUUCGAUUUAAUUACCUGAAGAAAACCUACACUGUAACGAUGGGGACCUACCACAUGGCAAUAUUAUUACUUUUUAACAAUGCUGAAUCCUUGACAUUUCGAGAGCUGAUGGACUCUAGUCAGUUACCAGAAAAGGAACUAAGUAAACAACUUCAGGUGCUAGUAGAAAGCAAAAUUAUCAUUACAGAGAAUGAAAUAAAUGAGAACAGUACACUUCAUCUCAACAAAAAUUAUUCCAACAAAAGAUUGAGGUUUAGAAUUUCUAUGAUGCAAAAGUUAACACCUCAGGAAGUUGCUCAUACUCACACAUCAGUCGACAAUGACAGGAAGAUGUAUUUACAAGCGGCAAUUGUACGUAUAAUGAAAGCAAGGAAAGUCAGCAGGCAUAACCUACUAAUUGAUGAGGUAAUCAAGCAGUCCAAAUCUCGAUUCACACCUAGUGUUAGUCUCAUCAAGAAAUGUGUAGAAACAUUAAUUGAUAGACAGUAUCUGGAACGAUCUCCAAACCAAGCAGAUGAAUAUGUCUACGUUGCAUGAUAACAAUGUUACCAUAGAACACAACUCCUGUUAGUAUGACUACAACCAGCUGCCAACAUUAAAAGUUUCUGUGACUUAACCUUGUUGUUCAUUUGGGAACAGGGUCUCUUUAACUAAGGUUGUCUUUCAUGGUGAAGCAAGAUUUACCAAACAUAAGCCUUGCUCUUCUAACAAUAUAUAUAUAUAUAUAUUGUAUUCCUAGUUUAUCAAGUGACUUGAAGAUUUGGGAAUGCAGUGUGAUAAAAAGGAGAAAAAAGGGAUAGAUCUGCAAUAAAAACAAAGAAAAUAAUUUCUCAUUUAAUUUGUAGUCUUUCCUAUUUGUUUCUUGUGUCUCUUGUUACUUUCUGUGGCUAUUUUGUCUACAUGUAACCCAAAUCCUUUUAAAGUUUGUUCAAAAAUUGUCUCAAUGUAUAUCCUCUCUCUCUCUCUCUCUCUCUCUCCCCCCCUCUCUCUCAUAUAUUCAAUAAUACUUAGCAGAAAAUCGUUCCAGAAUAGCACAAUAACAAAAAAAAGGUCCUACGAUUUUGGCCAUUUAAUAUUAUGUUUAUCUUUGAAUAAAUAAAAGGAAUUGUGAGCAUAUUUAAAAUAUAAAUACUUUUAAGGAAUGAAAAAGACAAAAUUUCAGUUAGACACAGCUCUAUAUUUGUCUAAAAUAUAUUUCCAUUGAACAAACUUUUGUAAGAUAUCUCUGUCUAUUUAAAAAUUUUCUUUUGAUCUGGCAACCGAUAAGAAGCUACUGUUCUAUUUUCUUUGUAAAUUUAACUUUCAACAUUAAUAACAAUGAGGAUUACUCAAUGUUUUGAAAUGAAGUUUUUGCUACAUUUUAAGUAGUAUGAAUUUACUAAUUAGGAAAUGGAGGUUCUCUUUAAUUAAAGUUGUCUCUCACGGUGAAGCAAGAUUUACCAAACAACAUAAAUCUAACUCUCCAGACUCAAAGAUUUCAGAAUAUACUGUGAUAAAAAGGUAUAAAACAAGAAAAUUAUUCCUUAUUUAACAUAAUGUCUUUCCUAUUUGAUUUUUGUAUCUCUUGUUACUUUCUAUACCAAUCAAACAUAAUUUGACUACAUGUAAUAUAAUCCUUUUUAAAGAUUGUUCCAAAACGUUGGCUUCUUGUUCUUUAUAGAUUUCAAACUGAGUUGUUGUUGUUGGUAUAUAGCUUCCAUGUUUGGAUUGGUGCUUCUUUAAUACUUCAUACUGAACAAAAUCCAAAUGUGCCAAUUAACUCAAGCCGCAACCUUAAUCUCACUAUCAAAAUAUUUCUUUAUUAGUUUUAUCAGUAUUAUUCAGCUUAAUGCUAGGAUAACCUGGAGCUAAGUACGUUUUUUUUAAUUCCUGUGGUUAAUGACAGCAUUUAUUCUUAUACCAUUUUGUAUAUUAUUUCCCAGCUAUUUCCUCCUAUGUCCUUUGUUGUUACUAUUAUGCAAUUCAUGAUUUUUCAUGGUUAUAAACUGGUUUUAAUUUGCAUUUAUAUAAUUCCUUUCUUUAGAAAUUUGAAGCGCUGGUUAAUAUAUUUUAUCCUUUAAGGUAGCUUGAAGGUCUAAUAAUUGUGUGUUCAUUUUAUUUUUCAUAUAAACUGUGUAUUUAUUCUGCUAAGUAGGGAUGGAUGUCAAUAAAGUUCACAAAGUCGAGUUAGUUUUUGUGCCGUGAGAUGUGAAUUCUAAUGUUUUUUGGUAGAUCCUUUCAACAGAGAAGAAAUAUUGACAAGUGUGUUGGGUGGCUUGUUUUUCUUUUAUGUGACUCUCACAAGUUUUGAUUGCCCGAAUAAGAUUCCUGUAGAAUAUUAUACUCAUAGAAUCUCAAUGAUUUUAUGAAAAGUGUAACAGUUUUCUAGCAAAAAAGAGCAUUUGUUAAUGAAAUUGGAUGUUUGGUACAAAUGUACUCUGGUAAGUAUAGCUGUUCAUAGAAUGGUAACAAAAGAAUAAAGCUCAAACCCAUUAGUAGGCUAUCUAUGAUUGGAAAAUAUCAUUUAAAGGCUGUAAACAUUCAAAUUGUGUUAUUUUACUAUUGGGCUUUCUGAAAACUUCUUUUUUGCUAUAAAUGUUCUUGCUACACUGGUAAUGUAGUUGAUUAGCUGGUUACAUCAACAGACUUUGAUUUGCCACUCUUAAGAAGCUACCUUCACUUCAUUUCAAUAAGUUAAAUUUUAUUGUAUCACAACUCAUUCUCUCUCUCUCUCUCUUUCUCUCUCUCUCUCUCACUCCCUCUCUCUCUCAGACUAAAUGCCUUGCAUUUACUUAAUCUCUGAACAAAAGUAACAGUGAUAUACUGGAGAUGAUUAAAUGAAAUUUUUGGCCUUCUGUCUGAUAAAAAAAAAAAUUAAUAUGUAAAAUGUUAAAUCACUACUGUUACUUCCCUUCCUUAUAAAAAUUGGAAAAGCUCUCGGUCUCUCAAUGUUAAUGUUUGACUUGGAGUUAGAUCUGGGCUAUUAAGAAGAUAAUCAUUUAUUCAAUUUUCAAUGAAGAUUAAAUGUGUGUACUGAAACAUUGUCAUGAAAAUAAACAAAACAAGGAACAUUUUUCAACAA